AUGACCCCUUCGCAAAUCGGUGUCAUCUUGAGAGACGCCCACGGUGUCACCCAACCCAGAAUCAUCACCGGUAACAAGGUGUUGAGAAUCCUCAAGUCGAACGGUUUGGCUCCUGAAAUCCCCGAAGACUUGUACCACAUGAUCAAGAAGGCUGUCUCCAUCAGAAAGCACUUGGAAAGAAACAGAAAGGACAAGGACUCGAAGUUCAGACUCAUUUUGAUCGAAUCGAGAAUCCACAGAUUGGCCAGAUACUACAGAACCGUCGGUGUCUUGCCUCCUAACUGGAAGUACGAAUCGGCCACCGCCUCGGCCUUGGUCAACUAA
Messenger RNA from Diutina rugosa, 324 nucleotides. RefSeq names its product 40S ribosomal protein uS15 (gene RPS13). Lineage: Eukaryota; Fungi; Ascomycota; Pichiomycetes; Serinales; Debaryomycetaceae. Gene Ontology annotation, biological process: translation. Gene Ontology annotation, molecular function: small ribosomal subunit rRNA binding; structural constituent of ribosome. The transcript has a single exon. Gene Ontology annotation, cellular component: nucleolus; ribosome; cytosolic small ribosomal subunit. Bases 1 to 324 code for a protein of 107 amino acids. The record is from RefSeq and is a predicted model, not a curated record.